AAUUAGUUUUAUCUAAUUAAGUUUUACAGUGAAGUGAUCUGAGAGCAAUUUUACUUAUAUUGGUUAUCCUUAUCUAUGACGUAUAUCCUUAAUUUUUUUUUUAUUGAAUUAAUUUUGAAGGUCGAUAUUAUUGAAAAAAAAAGUAUUGAUAAAUGUUGUUAAAUAAUUCUUGGAAUAAUCAUAGCAUAAGUUGUCUAACUUAAGUUUUUGUACAGAUGGAAGAAGAUUAAUGAAAUUGGAGAGAUUGAGUUUGGACAACAAUAGGUUUAAUAGCAGCAUCUUCAAGUCACUUAAAGAGUUCCCUUCACUUAAAUUUCUGAGUUUGAGAGAAAAUAAUUUUCACGGAACACUGCACGUACAAGAUAUAAAUGCUUUGAGCAGUUUGGAGGACUUAGAUUUGAGUUAUAGUUCAUUUGAGGACUUUGAGACCUCUACAAGCCUUUCAGGAGCAUCAAGUCAAAUUAAAAACAACAGUCAUCAUCUCCAGUUGCACUUAAAUAGCAUCAAGUGUAACAUGACAAAGCUAUUACAGUCUUUGGCAACACUUCCAUCCAUUAAGAGCCUUCGUUUAGAAGAGAACAACAUUACAAGCAUUGGUGCAAUUCAUGCAUUGAGGAAUCUAAGCAUGCUAGAAGAGUUGUUUCUUGACUACUCUUACCUACAUAAGGACUUUCUUCAAAACAUUGGACCAAUGAGCUCGCUCAAAGUAUUAUCAGCGAAUAGAGCACAAUUAAGAAGUACAUUACCUAAUAAAGGUUGGUGUGAACUAAGGAGCCUCCAAGAGCUUUGGUUUAGUGAAACUCAAUUGGAGGGAACACUUCCACCAUGUUUGGAAAAUUUAACAUCUCUUAGUUUAAUUGAUCUCUCUCAAAAUCGGCUUAUCGGAAACAUUGGUUCGUCUCCGCUUUCAACACUCAAGUCACUCAAAUAUCUAUUCAUUUCGAGUACUUCUUUUGAAGUCCCAAGCUCAUUCAGAUUUUUUGCUAAUCAUACAAAGCUUAGAGGCAUUCUUGCUAAUGGAAAUAAGGUGAUUACAGAAACUGAGUUGCAAAGCUGGGUGCCUAAGUUCCAAUUACAAGUCUUUUAUAUGUCAAAUUGCAUCGGCCUUCUAAAGUUGCCAACAUUUCUUCACUACCAGCAUAAUCUGAAGGUUUUUGAGAUCUCCAACAACAAUUUGGAGGGAGAAUUUCCCAACUGGUUGCUACAAAACAACAUGGAACUCGUUUAUUUUCUAAUGAAUUCCAAUGCUUUCACAGGAGUCUUUAAGUUGCCGUCACACCAUAAUGCUAACAUGUUGAGAAUUAGUGUCUCCGACAACAAGUUAUGUGGAGAGAUUCCUAACAACUUAAGUUCAUCCUUUCCAAAUGUUUUUGCAUUGAACCUCUCUUAUAACUUGUUUGAGGGUCAGAUACCUUCCAAUCUUGGAAAGUUGGAACAGUUAUACUUUCUGGACUUGUCAAACAAUUCAUUGACUGGAAAUAUUCCAAAGGAGGUGUUGAUAGGUUUAUCCUCAGUGUUGUCUCUCAAACUGUCAAAUAAUAAGCUGCAAGGAGAAAUAGUACAAGAAUUUGCUUGCUUAUCUUCACUUGGGUUCUUGUAUCUUGACGGUAACAAUUUCACAGGCACCAUAUCGGAUAGCCUUUCUAAUAUCUCAUCAUUGUGGAUUUUGGAUAUUAGUGACAACAAAUUUUCUGGAGAAAUUCCAAGAUGGAUGGGUCAUAUGACAAGUUUAAAGGAACUCAGUUUGUCCAAGAAUCAUCUCAAAGGUUCCAUCCCUGUAGAGUUUUGUUACCUUGAAAGUCUCUUUGUUUUAGACUUAUCAGAGAAUAACUUAACAGGGUUAAUUCCAUCCUGCCUUAAUCCACCCAUCAUACAAUAUGUUGGUUUGAGUAAAAAUCACCUUGGAGGUGAUCUCACACAUGCAUUCUUUAAUAACAGUCCCUUGGUCAUACUUGAUUUAAGUUAUAACGAUUUUGUUGGAAAAAUUCCAGAAUGGAUAGGAAGCAUCUUUGAAUUGAGCAUUCUUAGCCUCAAAGGAAAUCAAAUUGAAGGUACGAUUCCCAUGCAAGUAUGUCAGCUUAAGAGACUAAGUAUGUUGGAUUUAUCUAGUAAUCGACUAAUUGGUCGGAUCCCCCAUUGUUUGAGUAAGUUGAGCUUAGAGGCUACUGAUAAAAAAUCUGAACCUGUUUCUGUUGGAUCUUUAGGAUUUAACAUGGAGCCUGCAAUGCCAUAUGAUGUCAGUGGAUUGAUUGAAUUUUCAACGUAUGGCAUCCCUCCAGAGGUGGGAUUUACAACAAAAGGAAAUUUAUACUACUACAGAGGAGUCCCACUCACAUAUAUGUCUGGAAUCGAUCUCUCUAAUAAUAAGUUAAUUGGUGAAAUUCCUUUUCAGUUUGGAGAUUUAAUAGAGAUUCGUGCAUUAAACUUGUCACACAACAAUCUUUGUGGAACAAUUCCAGAAACAUUCUCAAUGUUACAUAAUAUUGAGAGUAUGGAUCUUUCUUACAACAAGUUGAGUGGGAAAAUUCCCAACACUUUAUUGAAGCUCACUUCAUUGGAGUUCUUUAGUGUUGCACACAACAAUUUAACAGGUGCCAUACCAGAACCAAAAGCUCAAUUUGCUACCUUCAAUGAAAGCAGUUACAAGGACAAUCCUUAUCUCUGUGGGCCACCAUUACAAGUCAUUUGUAACAGGACUGAGCACCCAUCAUCUUCAUUGCUAUUUAACACUAAUGGUGCGAGUGAUGAAGAAAGUAAUAAUGUUGAUAUGGAGGUUUUCUACAUCAAUUUUGGUGUAUCUUAUAUUAUUUUUUUGUUAAGUACAAUAAUAGCGUUAUAUUUAAAUCCUUAUUGGAGAAACUCAUUGUUUCAACUGAUUAAGGUCAAUGCAUGUAUGUAA
Molecule: messenger RNA, 2899 nt
Organism: Ipomoea nil (Japanese morning glory)
Lineage: Eukaryota; Viridiplantae; Streptophyta; Magnoliopsida; Solanales; Convolvulaceae
Product: LRR receptor-like serine/threonine-protein kinase GSO1
Exons: 6
Coding region: 230-2899 (889 amino acids)
Molecular function (GO): protein binding
Source: RefSeq, a predicted model, not a curated record